AUGCGCGUGGCCAUACUCAUCGCCUGUGUGAUGUGCAAUCUGCAACAACGCUUGUCUCUCAGGACGGGCGACAAAAUUUUUGAUUUUCUCGCACGCGACCAAGCAUUUCCAGCAGCGAGAAUGCGGGGAAUUGAUAAGAAUCUCGCUCGUCGAGGAAAUUUGUGCGUCCACAAGCCUGGGACCAGUGGGUCCCAGAGGCAGGUGAAAGUUGGUUUAGAGUCCGGGAUCAGUAGGUCCCAGAGUUGGGGACGAGAUGAUUCCAGAAUAAUGAGGGACCAGAAAGUCCUCGAGUCUGGGACCAGUGGGUCCCUGAGUCACUGUCGCCAUUGUGGCAUCAUGGUAUCUGGCUUGGCCUGCCAACCUGAUGGUUGUGGGUUCAAGUCCGGUAGCCAGGCAAAACAAUGGCGGCAGUGUUCCCAUAGCUCAUGUUAUGUGGCUCCCUCUCUCGGAGAUUUGCUACACAAUAUGGAGCUGCGUCCACCGCCACACCUCAGCGUGCAACAAACCCUCAAGUUCAUCCAGGCUGGCGACGGGUGGUCUAUAAACUGA
Messenger RNA from Ilex paraguariensis (yerba mate), 549 nucleotides. The record is from the annotation of a GenBank genome assembly. Lineage: Eukaryota; Viridiplantae; Streptophyta; Magnoliopsida; Aquifoliales; Aquifoliaceae.